CGGGCCGCGCCGCCCGUGGGCCUCCGCGCCGCGCUCCGGCGGAGCCCCCGGCCAUGGCUGCGGCCCAGGUGCAACUGACCUUUGAAGAUGUCACCAUCUCUUUCUCCCGGGAGGAGUGGGAGGUUUUAGCUGAGUGGCAGAAGGAACUGUACCGAGAGGUGAUGAAGGAGAAUUGUGCCAGUCUGAUCUCACUGGGGUAUCAGUUUGAGAGUCCUGCCAUUUUAUCGCAGAUUGACCCAGAGGAAGAGCCGGGCCUCUCGGAUCAGCUGGAUCUGAAAGGAAAAGAAUCACCUGCGUGUGAGUAUGCUCUCGGGGUCCAGCUCGAGGUGGAGAGGCAUGACGAAGGGUAUGAUGUAAGCCUGGGACAAGUCAGUAUAUUACCUGGGGACUCUAAGGAGCAGGCCUUGCAGACUUCCGUCAAGGCAGAAGACUGCCCAAGUGAGAGCAGUGUCUCCAAGCAGAACAAGAGGCUGCCCACGACGUUAGCUCUGUCCAGCCUGAGUGACAGGAGGUCAGCUCCAAUCCCAAAUCCCUUGGGGUGGGACAAGAGGAAAAAGACCCAACGGGAGAAGCACUUCUCAAAGCAUGCAGAUCCGGACCGUCACCAGCUCGCACAUGCAGAGUGGACCCGCGUGUGCGCUGAGUAUGGGAAAUGCUUUGCUCAAAAGCGAGACCUGGCAGUGCGCCUGAGAGUCCACACAGGGGAGAAGCGGUUUAAAUGCACCAAGUGCAAGAAGUGCUUCGCUCAGAAGCAACAGCUGCUCAGGCACCAGGAGACCCACGUAACCAAGCCACCGUGCCUGUGCAGAGAGUGCGGGAGACAUUUUCAAGCCAUUUGUGAUCUUCGGCGCCACCAGGUCACUCAUGCAAGAAAAACGCCGGUCUCGGUGAUCAUGGUUCCAACGUUCACGUUUCCUGUUGUGCGUUACAAUAAAACAAGCCAGGAGGCUUAAUCCGCUGAGCAGCAAGUUGCACAGAAAGAACAAAAAUGCAACAUCUCGUUGCACGAGGGGAAAACUUACCCGACAAAUGGAAACGCAUCAUGGGCCCAAGAUAGGAACAGCGUCCAAAAAGUGUAAGAAGUAUUCCCACACCCAUCUGAUGGGAUCGACACUUUUACGCCCAUUGUUCAAUCCAGCCUUAGUCUGACGUCCUGGAUAACACAGGUCAUAGAAAAUCCGCACAGUGAUUCCUGCUGAUGUCCAAGAAGGUUUAGAAUCUAUCUCUCUCCCCCUUACCUGGUCUAGCACUGGAGAACUAAACGGAGUCAAAGUAGUGGACAUCUUUGUCGUUAAAGUCGGCCGAGAGGACUGUGAAAACGUGUGUGCACACACACAGAUCAGUCACUUAGGAAAGUCUCCAGGAAUUGCUUUGUGACCUUCAGGGUGGUGCGGUGCUUCAGCUGUCUUCUGAUAGACAUGAGGUGAUGCAACAUGUGCUGAGGUGUUAGAGCUGAUGGAGCCACCAGGCUUUUAGGAUCUCCAGGCAAUUUUUUAAAAAGUCGAGGAGCACUGAAUAGCAAUUCCUAAUGCGAGGGUGAGCUUUCUACUGCUAGGCUGCCAGUUUAAAUCUCGCUGGGGUUGAUAGUGAUGGAAUGUGGCCUAUGGGAAAUGAGUAUGCUGGGUCUCAGCCAUUUUACCAGUAGACAGAUCUCCAUGUACCCUUCCUAAAUUGGCCCCCUUCCUGGUAUUCCCAGCAGAGAGGCUGAGGUUUGAAUGAGUUGUGCAGAAUUACUGGUCCUGCCUGCUAGAACUGGACUUCCCCAGAUCAAGAGCAUGGCUUGCGUUGCUUGCGCCACGCUAUGUACAUGCUCUGGGAAUAGAGGAAGCCUGUCUCCUGGGCUGUCACCUUCUCCAGCACCACGCUGACACACGCAAACAUUCAGACACUUUUAAAAAAAAUCUUGUGUGAAGUUUAUGUGCCUGGUGCUUCUCUGAGCCAGGCAUGGGCUUGAUCUUCCUGUCCUUGCAUCUCCUCCUCUCUGGGAGCUUGGAAGGCCCAAGAACGGCUGGCAUCAGCGACGGCGUUGGGUGUGUGCCGGCAGACUUCACUCGGAAUGCACACUACUCGUUCACUGGUGUGAAGAGCAAUGGCAGAAACCAGUGUGUCUCUCUCGUGGUGAGAGAAGGGAUUUAUUGCAUUGUUGUCGCAUGGGGUAGAACCGUCCAGCAGUUGGGGAUGUAAAAUGUUAAAUGGUUAACGAUUAGCAGUAGUCUUACCGUUAAUAAAUUCCAGUUAACGUUUAAAACAGAUUGGAAUAGCCAACGUGCACAUCAAAGAUGGCACAGCAAUACCCAGGGGAUGCGGGAGCUUGCAGAACUUUCGCAGCUCAGGGUGCGGCUGGAUCAGCCUGUGCCCGCCAGAGAGGGCACCACUGGGGGCAGCCCGGCAGCCCCCCCCAGCUCUACUUCUCUUGCAGCUGGCUGCAGUGGUGGGUCUGCCUGGAAACACAGAUCUGCAGAAACACUUGGAUCUGCCCUGGCACGGCUGCUCUCCCAGCAGUGAUCUGCCGAACUAGCUGGUGCCUAGAAACUGGGAGAGCGAGGGGUGGCAGCGCCCAGCCAUGCACAUGCAAAUGAUCCCCCAGGCCACUGCACUCCACCUCCGAGGAGAGACAGCAGCGUGAGUCCCCCCACGCCAGGGGUAGAUUGUGAACUGGUGAAUGAUUAAACGGUUAACAAUAUAAUUGUAAUAGUUUAAACAGGUACUUCCUUAAACCAGUUACAUCCCUAACAGCAGUACCUGUGAAUCCUGUGUAAUCUUAUGUUCCGUGUGCAGGGUGUUUGGAGCAAUAAAAAUAGCGUAUGACA
Molecule: messenger RNA, 2810 nt
Organism: Gopherus evgoodei (Goodes thornscrub tortoise)
Lineage: Eukaryota; Metazoa; Chordata; Testudines; Testudinidae
Product: zinc finger protein 354A-like
Exons: 4
Coding region: 54-953 (299 amino acids)
Biological process (GO): regulation of DNA-templated transcription
Source: RefSeq, a predicted model, not a curated record